GCAAAAAUGUUAACCUCUAUGAUGGAUGACAAUUGACAGUGACAGCCGACAGGUAUAUUUUUUCUAAUUUUCGUUUUUGCUUGCAUUUUAGUGGUUAAAUUAUUAAAAAUUAAAAUGUUGGGCGGUGGAAGAGCUCCCAUUUUAGUGUUGAGUCAAAAUACGAAGCGCGAGUCAGGCCGCAAAGUUCAGCUGGAAAACAUCAACGCCGGGAAGCAAGUCGCUGAUGUUAUUCGAACAUGCCUCGGCCCCCAAGCGAUGCUAAAAAUGCUCAUGGACCCCAUGGGGGGCAUAGUCAUGACCAACGACGGAAACGCCAUACUACGUGAGAUCACUGUGCAGCAUCCGGCAGCAAAAAGUAUGAUAGAAAUCGCACGGACUCAAGACGAGGAAGUGGGAGAUGGAACCACGUCGGUUAUUGUGCUGGCCGGAGAAAUGCUAGCUUCGGCAGAACAGUUUCUAGAACAACAAAUCCACCCUACCGUUAUUAUUAAACAGUACAGACAAGCUUUAGAAGAUAUUAUUGCUUUGCUGGAAGGUCCGCUUAGUGUUUCUAUUGAUAAAAAUGACAAAAAAGCAUUAGCUAAUGUUGUAAAAGGCUGUAUUGGUACUAAAUUUAUUAGUAAGUGGUCUGAUUUAGCUGUGAAUAUUGCUCUGGAUGCUGUACAGACAGUAAUGUUGGAGGAGAACGGCAGGACGGAAGUUGACAUCAAACGGUAUGCAAAAGUAGAGAAAAUACCAGGCGGAUCUUUGGAAGAUUCAGAAAUUCUCAAAGGCGUUAUGCUGAAUAAGGAUGUAACUCAUCCCAAAAUGAGGCGUUAUAUUGAGAACCCAAAAAUUAUUUUAUUGGAUUGCUCUCUUGAGUACAAAAAGGGCGAAUCUCAGACCAAUGUAGAAAUAACUGCCGAAGGCGAUUUUACCAGGAUGCUAGAGAUUGAAGAAGAGCAUGUCAGAAAACAGUGCGAUGAUAUUAUAGCCUUGAAGCCUGACGUAGUGUUCACAGAGAAGGGUGUGUCAGACUUGGCCCAACAUUUCCUUUUAAAGGCUGGAAUAAGCGCAGUUCGGAGAGUUCGCAAAUCUGACAAUAACAGGAUCGCCCGAGCUUGUGGGGCCGUCAUAGUGAACAGAACGGAAGAACUACAAGCCUCGGACAUUGGAACUGGAGCGGGACUCUUUGAAAUCAAAAAAUUGGGUGACGAAUACUUUUGUUACAUCACUAAAUGCAAAAAUCCUAAGGCCUGUACUAUCGUUCUGCGUGGGGCCAGCAAAGACAUCCUGAAUGAGACCGAGAGGAAUCUCCAGGACGCGCUCCAAGUGGCCAGGAAUAUUGUUUUGAAACCCCGUCUGGUUCCUGGGGGUGGGGCUAUAGAGAUGGCUGUAGCUCAGAGACUUUUACAGAAAGCCACUCACGGGCCUUACAGGGCCUUAGCCCAUGCUUUGGAGAUAAUACCUCGAACGCUGUCCCAAAACUGCGGCGCGAACACUAUCAGGACUUUGACGGCUUUGAGGGCGAAGCACGCCAAUCAUACCGAUCAAAACAGUCCUUGUACGUGGGGUAUUGAUGGUGAAAGUGGGGAAUUAGUUGAGCAGAAGGACAAAGGAAUCUGGGAACCCCUGGCUGUUAAGCUACAAACGUACAAAACUGCCAUAGAAACAGCUAUUUUACUGUUGCGUAUCGAUGAUAUUGUGUCGGGAUCCAAGAAAAAGGACAAGGAACCCAAUACACCCAGUCAAAUACAAGAACAGACUGCGGCAAUGCAAGAUUAAGUUUUUUUUGUGUCUAGCUUUUUUAUAUUGUAACGUUUAAUAUAACAGAACGCGUUUUGUACCGGCAUAGUAUUUUCGGUAUCGCUAAUUAAUCGUUUUAAUUUAAUUAUAAUUCAAAUUUAGCACGUAUUUUUGAAGUUAUUAAUUUAAAAUAAAAAUUUUCUCAUA
Sitophilus oryzae (rice weevil) is the source of this 1932-nucleotide messenger RNA. It is a transcript of the gene CCT3, whose product is annotated as T-complex protein 1 subunit gamma. Gene Ontology annotation, molecular function: ATP-dependent protein folding chaperone; ATP hydrolysis activity; ATP binding. The coding region runs from base 115 to 1764 and encodes 549 amino acids. Gene Ontology annotation, cellular component: chaperonin-containing T-complex. Lineage: Eukaryota; Metazoa; Arthropoda; Insecta; Coleoptera; Curculionidae. The transcript is spliced from 7 exons. Gene Ontology annotation, biological process: protein folding. The record is from RefSeq and is a predicted model, not a curated record.